UGUGGGAAAUGUAGUUCAGGGCGAGCUCUGCGCACCCUCAGUUCUUGAAGUGAGGCAGAGGAAGGGUUUGAUUAUUCCUGCUUUUAGUUCUUGGAGGGCCUUUGUGCUGGUGGGUCUGGCUUUUCAAUACUCUGCUCUUCCCCAAGAACGUGAAAAGAGGAGAAGGAGAAGGGAAAUGACUUCUGUGCUCCUAACAGCCAGGUCCCAGAUACCACUGACAUUCCAAGAUGUGGCUGUGGACUUCACCUGGGAGGAAUGGGGGCUCUUGGAACCUUCUCAGAAGGACAUGUAUUGGGAUGUGAUGCUGGAGAACUAUGAGAAUUUUGUCUCCCUUGGUGGCCUUCCCAUUUGCCUCCCAGAUGUGAUUUCCCGGAUGGAAAGAAUAGAAGCCCCAUGGAUGGCAGAGGGAGGAGUCCUGGUUAGCACUUUCCUAGGUUCCCUUAGUCAGAAGACAAGAUGUGAAGUCAAGGCACCAACUCUAAAGCAGGAUAUUUUUGUGAGAGAAACAUUCCAAGGAAUACUUACAAAGGAUGGCCCCCGGCAGUCUCCUUUGGAAGAAACUCGGGCUCAUGAUGUUGAGUUAGAGAGGCAGAAGGAAAAUCAAGAGACACACUCUAGGGAGGACAAAAUCACUAAUGAAUCUUCUAGUGGAUGUACUGUAUUUGGGAGAAAGCUCAUCCUGGGGUCAGUUUUCAUUCCUCAACAGAGAGUUCCUAUAGGAGAAAGUCUCUAUAAAUGUGAUACCCUUGGAAAGAACUUAAAACAGGUUUUAGAUCCAUUUAAAUAUAAGAGAAUUUCCAUUGGGAAGAAAUGUUGUAAGGAUAGUAAAUGCAAAAAGCCUUUCAAUUACCAGUCAAAUGUUAUUCAUUACCAUAGAAAACAUGCUAAAGGGAAACUCCAUAAGUGUAACGAAUGUAAUAUAAACUUCAGCAGCAUUUCAUGCCUUACUGUUCAUCAAAGAAAUCACAGUGGGGUGAAACCCUAUAGGUGUGAUGAUUGUGGGAAAGCCUUCAUCAAGAAAGGAGUCCUUAAUAAACAUAAGAUAAUUCAUACUAAAGAGAGACAAUUGAAAUGCAAUACAUGCGGGCGAACCUUCAGAUAUUACUCAUGUCUUAUGAGACAUCAGAGAAUGCAUGCUAAUGAGAAACCCUAUAAAUGUAAUGAAUGUGGGAAAUGCUUUAGGCAAAGGGGAAUCCUGAAGACACAUCAAAUAAGUCAUACUAGAGAAAACCAUUUGGAAUGUAAUCUGUGUGGGAAAGGCUUUAGAUACCGUGCGUCCCUUAGGGUACACAAGAAACUGCAUAGUGGAGAAAAACCUUACAUAUGUAAUGAAUGUGGGAAAGCCUUUAGCCUCAAGGGAAACCUUAAAAGUCAUGAGAGAAUCCAUACAGGUGAGAUGUCUUUUGAAUGUAAUGAAUGUGGAAGGGCAUUUAUUCUGAGGAGAGCUCUCAAUAGACAUAAGAGAGUUCAUAGUGCAGAGAAACCCUACAUAUGUAAUGAAUGUGGGAAAGCCUUCAGGUGGUGUACAAACCUUAAAACACAUAAGAGGACUCAUACUGGAGAGAAACCCUAUAAAUGUGAUGAAUGUGGGAAAGCAUACACUGAUCAUCAAAGUCUAAUUCGUCAUCAACUGUUUCAUGCUGGAGAUAAAACCUUUCAAUGUGAUGAAUGUGGGAAAGUCUUUACCCACAAGGCAAACCUUAAACGACAUAAGAGGUCUCAUUCUGGAGAAAAACCCUACAUAUGCAAUCAAUGUGGGAAAGCUUUUAUUGCAAUGGAAAACCUGAAAAGACAUAUGAGAAUUCAUACUGGAGAGAAACCCUAUAAAUGUAAUGACUGUGGGAAAGCCUUCACCAGUCAUCAGAGCCUAAAUAAUCAUCAGGUAUUUCACACUGGAAAAAAAACCUUUCAGUGCAAUGAAUGUGAUAAAGCCUUUACUACAAGAGCAAACCUUAUUAUACAUAACAGAGUUCAUACUGGAGAGAAACCUUAUGUGUGUAAUGAAUGUGGAAAAUCAUUCAGUGUGAAGAGAUCCCUAACACUACAUAAAAUAACUCAUACUGGAGAGAAACCCUUUGAAUGUACUGAAUGUGGGAAAGCCUUCCGCCAGAAGGGAAGCCUUAAGAGACAUAGAAGAAUUCAUACUGGAGAGAAACCCUAUAAAUGUAAUGAUUGUGGGAAAGCCUUCACCAAUCAGGAAAGCCUAACUUACCAUCAUAAUCGGGAGAGACCCUUCCAGUGUAGCAAAUGUGGAAAAGCCUUCAUCCGGAAGGGAAAACUUAAUAAAGAUGCAAUAACAGAUACAGAAACAAAACUCAAUAUCUGUUAUAAAUGUGAAAGAGCCUUUAACCAGAAGGGAAACCUUAACAGACACAAAAUAACUGUAGAGAAACAUUCUGAACCUAAUUAACAUCUUAGUGGAUCUUAGGAGGAAGAUGAGCCUUAAAAUCUCAUUCUGCUGCUUAACUCCACUUGGAGCUUGGGAGCCAUUAUGUAAGAAAUGCUUGAACAGGGACAGGCUGAUGAUCAGGGUUAUAACAGGAGCUAGAAGGAGUUUUCUAACCCUAAGUCAUAUAGGU
Molecule: messenger RNA, 2579 nt
Organism: Phascolarctos cinereus (koala)
Lineage: Eukaryota; Metazoa; Chordata; Mammalia; Diprotodontia; Phascolarctidae
Biological process (GO): regulation of transcription by RNA polymerase II
Molecular function (GO): DNA-binding transcription factor activity; RNA polymerase II cis-regulatory region sequence-specific DNA binding
Source: RefSeq, a predicted model, not a curated record